Messenger RNA from Trichoderma breve, 288 nucleotides. RefSeq lists its product as uncharacterized. NCBI's taxonomy places the organism in Eukaryota, Fungi, Ascomycota, Sordariomycetes, Hypocreales, Hypocreaceae. The record is from RefSeq and is a predicted model, not a curated record. Bases 1 to 288 code for a protein of 95 amino acids. The transcript has 4 exons.
AUGGAGUACGAAUGGGCUGAGAAUAGCCUGGCAAAUUUCAGAUUAUGGGCCGCGGGUCUCGGCGUCUUUGCUGGCAAGGACUCUCUGGAUGAGAGGCUCUCUGUGGAUUUAUUUACUAGAGAUCUGAUUAAAAACUUUCUUAUCCUCCUGAAGGGUCUAAUUGACAACUGCAAAGCACUUGCAUCUGGCCAAGAUAUUCCCGCCGACGACUUUCAUGAGGAAAGCACGCAAGAUGGACAGUACUUCCCAGCAUGUUUCAUCAGGGAGUACAUUGGGAGAAGCAUUUAA